This is a messenger RNA of Oryza sativa Japonica Group (Japanese rice), 1057 nucleotides long. RefSeq lists its product as uncharacterized. Gene Ontology annotation, molecular function: protein-disulfide reductase activity. The record is from RefSeq and is a predicted model, not a curated record. Lineage: Eukaryota; Viridiplantae; Streptophyta; Magnoliopsida; Poales; Poaceae.
GGUUGCGGAGAGAAGAGAGAGAAGCAAGGAACAAACGGUCACGGUGGCGCAACGCCGACCGACCACCAGCAAGCAAAGGCAACCGCAUUUCAAUCGGCGCGCCCCGAAGUAACCCAGUAACCCACCUCGAUCGCUCGACGCACGCACGCCGCGUGGAGACGUCGCGAGAGAUCGAUCCGACCGAUGGCGAGCUCGCUGGCACGCAUGGGUGCGGCGCUGCCCCGGGUGCGGCCGCGCGCCGCGGCGCGGUUCCCGCCGCCACCGGGGCGGUGGGACUCCGCGGCGGCGCUCCGCCGCGCUCCGGUGUACGGUUUCAGAUGUCAAGUUCACUCUGACGUCAAAGUAGGCCCUAGUUCAGGGUUAAAGGAUGGGGAAAAUUCAUCUGGAAGUUGGAGGAUCAAGAUGCUCUAUGAUGGCGAUUGCCCACUCUGUAUGCGUGAGGUAAACAUGCUGAGGGAAAGAAACAAAUCCUAUGGAGCUAUAAAAUUUGUUGACAUAAGCUCGAAAGAUUACUCUCCACAAGACAAUCAGAACCUUGAUUAUGAAACUGCCAUGGGGAGGAUACAUGCUAUACUUUCAGAUGGAACAAUAGUCACAGAUGUUGAGGCAUUUAGAAAGCUGUAUGAGGAAGUGGGACUUGGUUGGAUUUAUGCAGUUACUAAGUAUGAGCCUGUAGCUAAAGUAGCAAAUGCAAUAUAUGGUGUGUGGGCCAAAUACCGGAUGCAAAUUACAGGUCGACCUCCACUAGAGGAAAUUAUGGAAUCCAGAAAACUAGCAGCCGAAUGCAAAGAUGAUAAAGUGUGCAAGAUGUGAGCAACGGAGCAUCGGUCUGCUGUGGCUACCAUUCCCACAUACGCUUAGGUAGACACACAAUCACACAUACAAAGCUAAUCUCACCAUACAGAUCAUUAUAAUGCAUAGUGCUAUAGAUAAGAUUAUGAGAACGACGAUACAGUAAUUUGCCUGAGAUGUAAUAGUAUCAUCUGUACACUGAAUAAAUGACAAAUAAAUCUUCAGAAAAAACAAAGCAGCAGUAUGAUUGAUUUUUCAUUUCGCA